AAAAUCAGCCUGUUUGUCGCAUCUAUAUUAAUCUAUGGUCAACACAGACUAGCAAGUGCGACAUAACCUAGAAAACAGAAAUGACUAAAUUAGUGGAGUGGUUGGCCGUGUUUGGGGCUUUAGGGGCGAUUUGGCUGUCCCUAGUCACCAAUAAAGUGGAAACGAACUUCAACCCGACUCUAAUCUUGUACUCACCGGUGAUUUUUGUCGCUCUAUUCGGGGUGUACGCCGCCACCGUGGUCCUCUACAGGGUGUGCACGUUCAACAACUGCGACAAAGCCGCCGCCCAGUUACAAGAGGAAAUCCAGGCGGCGCGCACCGACCUCGCCGCCCGCGGGUUCCAAUUCAAACACCAGCCCCCUACACAAUAAAUAAUUUAUUAUAAAAGUAUCCUCACACGACUCUAAUAAACCCCCUAAAAAUGCAAA
This is a messenger RNA of Zophobas morio, 428 nucleotides long. RefSeq names its product dolichol-phosphate mannosyltransferase subunit 3 (gene Dpm3). Gene Ontology annotation, biological process: GPI anchor biosynthetic process. The coding region runs from base 81 to 371 and encodes 96 amino acids. The transcript has 2 exons. Gene Ontology annotation, cellular component: dolichol-phosphate-mannose synthase complex; endoplasmic reticulum membrane. NCBI's taxonomy places the organism in Eukaryota, Metazoa, Arthropoda, Insecta, Coleoptera, Tenebrionidae. The record is from RefSeq and is a predicted model, not a curated record.